AUGAAAUUCGCGUACAACUGCUUCAUCAAGCCUCAUGCCAAGGAUGUCGAGGGUGGCGUGAUGAUGGGGCAACAAGCGAGUUUGGAGGGUUUCUACAAGGGACAGGCGGAUGUUUAUGAUUUGACGAGGGGACGGUUGUUGAGGGGACGCGAGACGAUGUUGAGAUUGGUUAGUGGUGAGGUUUUGGCGAAGCGUGUUGCUUCCCACAGUUCCGAGAAGAAGGUUUGGAUUGAUGUUGGCGGCGGUACGGGCUGGAAUAUCGAGCAGAUGUCCAAACACCUCUCGAUGCCCAUCACCCAAUUCUUCGACAGGAUCUACUUGGUCGACUUUUCCCCUUCCCUCUGCGCCAUCGCGCGUGAACGCUUCGAUUCCCUCGGAUUCACGAACGUCGAGGUCGUAUGCGCUGAUGCGGCACAAUGGACCGAUACGUCCGUUCCAGAUGGGAGCGUGGAGUUGAUCACCUUCUCCUAUUCAUUGAGUAUGAUCCCGCCAUACCUAAGCGUGAUCGAGAAAGCGAAUCGACUGUUGAGCGCAGACGGACUCAUCGCUCUCGCGGAUUUCUACACCGGGACCUCCUCCUCCUUACCCUACACCCACCCCUCCCGCUCCACCCCCGGUCACCACGUCUCCUGGCUCGCACGUACGUUUUGGCGAUUAUGGUUUGAAGCGGACAACGUCCAUCUCGAGCCCGGACGUAGAGCGUACCUGGAGCACGUAUUCGGGACCGUGAAGGUUUUGAAUGGGAGGAAUAGGGGCUUGGGAGGGAUCCCGUAUUGGGUUUGGGUUGGGUGUAAGAGAGAGAGGGGAUACGGCAACAUCGGGCGCGUCGACGAGAUCGCUACUGAAUCGCCGUAUCUCCGCCCCAAGGGUUUGGUGGAGCACGAUGCAUCCUCAACCACGGCGAUCGUUCACACCAAAGCCUACGAUGCCGCGAUCGUGAAUCUGGCGGCUGGGUUGCCGUUGCCGAGUUUUUAUUAUCAGAGUCAUUUGUGGCGGAUUCCGUAUGAGCAGGAAAAGGAGAAACAUACCCAGUUCGAUACGUAUAUCUAUGCGUUUACGUGGGAGGAUCCGAGGGAGGAUUUAAACGUCCUCAAGGUCAGGGAGGAUGACGUGAUUGUCUGUAUCACCUCCGGAGGCGACAACGCCCUCGCCUACGCCCUCGGCGCGAAGAAACCGAAGAGGAUUCAUUGUGUUGAUUUGAAUCCUUGUCAGAAUCAUCUCGUUGAACUCAAGUUGGCGGCGUUUACGGUGUGUGGGUAUGAGGAGUUUUGGAGGUUGUUUGGGGAGGGGUGGCAUGUGGAUUUUAGGGGGUUGUUGUUGAAGAGGUUGGCGCCGCAUCUCAGUGCUCCCGCGCUUGAGUUUUGGGUUAGGAAUGCGGGGAGUUUCGCGAAGGUCGGGGGGUUGUAUGAUUCGGGGCAUUCUGGUGUGGCUAUCAAGGCUGCGAGGUGGUUGCUCCGGAUCUUUGGGUUGGGGGGUGCGGUGAGGGAGAUGUGUCAGACGAAGACGUUGGAGGAGCAGAGAAGGGUUUGGAAGGAGAGAAUUAGGCCCGUGUUGUUGAGUGGGUGGGUCAACAAGGUCUUAUACGCUAACCCGGUCUUCCUCUGGAAAGCGCUCGGCGUGCCGAUCAAUCAGUGGAAGAUGAUUUUGGCGGAACAGACGAUGUUUGAGUAUGUCGCCAACACGUUCGAUCCAGUCAUUGAGAGUACGUUGUUGAGGGAUGACAAUUACUUUUAUUUGUUGUGUUUGACGGGGAGGUUUACGAAGGAGUGUCAUCCUCAUUAUCUUGAUGAGGAGAGUCAUGAGAAGUUGGGUCAGCCGGGUGCGUUGGAUAUGUUCCGUUUGCAUACGGAUUAUAUCGGUGAUGUUCUCCGUACUCUCACCCCCGGAACAGUGACGAAGGCGGUGUUGAUGGAUCAUGCGGAUUGGUUCGAAGAGGGAGGUGAUCGUGCUGAGAUUCGUGGUGAGUUGUCGGUGCUCCGCCGUGCCAUGAAAGUCGGGGGUGAAGUUCUUUUCCGCUCUGCGGCUAUGCAGCCGUGGUAUGUCGAAGAAUACGAACGUGCCGGGUUCAGGUGUCGUCCGGUCGAGGUGAGGAGUAAAGGACGGUGUAUCGAUCGUACGAACAUGUAUGCCAGUACGUGGUUGGCGGUGUUGGAGGAUAAAGAGGAGAAUGCGAUUCCGAGUUUGAGGUUGGGGGUGGGGAUGUGUGAGGACAGGUGA
Molecule: messenger RNA, 2217 nt
Organism: Saitoella complicata NRRL Y-17804
Lineage: Eukaryota; Fungi; Ascomycota; Saitoellomycetes; Saitoellales; Saitoellaceae
Exons: 2
Coding region: 1-2217 (738 amino acids)
Source: RefSeq, a predicted model, not a curated record